AUGGAUGACACGCUAAGUGUUGGGGACAUUGUUUGUCUGUAUUCAUCGGAAAGUUAUGGCUUUCUACUGACCACUCAGUCAAGUUCGGUGCACAACCAGCUUGCUGUAGGAAGCAAACAGGACAGAGUGAGACCAGACAUACAAGAUCAACAUGUGAUAUCAUUCGAAAUAUGUGUAGCAAACCGCUACAAACUAAACAAGAAAUACAGAAAGUUGAGCAGUAAAUUAAAUGAAGACCCAGAAAACCUUUCCCUGCGAACAAACACAACGCAAGCUCAGCUUGCCGCACACGCAGAAAAUGAUGACAAUAAUCUUGAACAAAAACGACAACAGGGGAAGAAAGUGGUCUAUGGACAAGUGGUGCAGUUAAAGAAUAUUUUCUCCGGGAAAUACAUCCAUGUUAGCACAACAAAGACCUCCGAAACGGAGAGCAACAACAUGGCGGUGGAAUUACUGGAUCACAAUGCCAAGCAUGCCCAGUUUAAGAUCAUGCCCCGAUACAAGGUCAAGGCCGAGGGAGAUGUGGUACAAGUUGACGAUCAGAUAGUGCUGGAGAGUAUCAAGUCUCCAAGUUCCUAUCUCCAUGUCAGCAAAGGCACAGUCGGCAUUAGCUCAGUCUACUCUAAGUGCCAUGAACUUAACCUCUCAGUGCAACAGAGUGGUUUCACUAUAUACCGCAAACAUAAACCUGGUGCAGAGGACGAGAACAAGGUCAAGGUUGGAGAUGUUAUCAGGUUUUAUCACAAAGAGAUGGAGGCCUACUUAGUGGCAGAAGGUCUGUUUGAUCAAGCUCUGUUGGAAGAUGUACAUUUACGAAUGCGUCCGUUGGAUCAGACAAACCCAAAGACGCUGUUUCCGAGUACGUCUGCAGUGACUUACUGGCAGAUAGAGUUACAAGAUGGACCCAUUAGUGGUGGAAUCUUGAAAUGGGAACAACAGUGUAAGAUUAUCCACAUGUGUUCGAGGAAGUACCUCACAUAUACAACAGAAAACAAGGUGACCUUGACCUCCAAUCAUGAAGAUCCACGCACUGUGUUUCGUCUGCAUCCUGUCAUAAGGGAGAAUGAUGACAUACCGAUAGACAGUUAUUGUCGGAUAGAACAUGUGGUCAGUGGUUACUGGCUCCACGCCGUCAUGGCUGAGUACAAAAGGAAGCAAGAAACAACAUCCACAGACACCAAGGCCAUGGGGUCUCUCAAAUGGAGCUCUGCUCAACUCAAACAGACUGGGAAGAAGAAGAAAGGCAAAGUGGGGGCCAUUCCAGAGAAGCAGUAUGAUGAUGCUUUUACCAUACAGUCAGUGGAACCAGAGCUAGUGGAGAUAUUUAACUACAUGGCUGGAAUGGUGCCCUUCAUACAGAAACUUGUCAAGGAUAAAAACAGUGGUUUGACAUUGAACGCUAAAAUGGCCCACGAUGCUCUCACUGCCUUGUCUGAGAUGAGAGAAUUCAUGAUAGUCAACAGUGUGCCAAGCAAGAAACGUCAAAAACUCAUGAGGAAUCUCCGGAUUGUGGAGUUAUUGGUACAACUGUUACAGACCCCAUUUAGAGGAAGUCCUGACCAGAUUCACCUGACACGGAUCUUUGUGGAAGCCUAUGAUGUCCUGUACACCUACUUGAUGGGUGACAGCAGGAAGAAUGAACUCUAUAUUGCAAAGUACAUUGACUUCUUCCUCUCACAAUUUGAGUACAAGGAGGGACAGAUUGGUCUGAACGCAGCACACAUGGUGAUGGAACUGAUCCGCGACAACAGGAAAAUUGUUGACAGGAUAUCACAUGAACACAUUGACAAAUUUGUAGAACUUCUUCGCAGGGACAAGAAUUACAGAUACCUAGAUCUUCUGAGUGUCCUUUGCGUAUGUGAUGGUGUUUCCAUAGCAGACAACCAGAAGUACAUUACUGAGGUCUGGCUCAUGAAAGGAACACGGAAUUGUGUGUUUAACACUGAUCUGGGCCAGAAGAUCGGGAAGGUACAGGGAGUUGUUUAUGUGUCCACCAACAUGUGUAAAACCUGGAUGGAACUUGCUGAUUUUGCAAAGGAACCUGACUCUGAUGCAGAUGAUCGUCAUGACAAUGAUGAGACGUACUUGUUCUUGGUCCACCAGUUAGAGCUGUUUGGUAUGCUGUGUCAUGGUCAGAAUGAUUUCUCCAUCCAAGUCAUCACUGAACAACUCAACUACCUGACCUGGGAAGAAGCGUUCACUUGUCUGAGUGACCAUCGCUUGCCAGAUCAGCUGCGUGCUCAGUACUGUGACCUUAUCAUCACCAUGUUUGUUGACAUCGGUGACAACCACUCUGUGAUUGAUCGUGUGAAGCUGUCGUAUAUUUAUGACGAAAUUGAUCAGUUUGAGGAUGCUCGAAGUCCAGAAUCUCGUGCCAAAGAUUCACGAGUCAAUGCAGUCAAUGCUACUGUACGUCCAAGCAGACCUCUCAGUCGUCGUGAUAGUGCUAUAAAGUCUUUUGGAUCAUCUCUUAGAAAUAAUACUCUACGUCCCCUUAGUGACGGACCUAUGAUUUUAGUCGAAAAUGACGAAGAGAUUGAUGAAGUCUGGGAUGCCAUAGACAUAACACAGUCCACUACAUACAAGUAUUUCCCAUCCAUCAGUGACUGGAUCUCCAGGUUUCUCAACAAGAACAGUGACAUGACUGCGUCAGAAAUUGGAAACAAUAUGUUGGUCAAACAGGUCCUUCGACUGGUCCAUUACCUGGUGUCAUUUGGAUUCUAUUAUAAAUCUGAAGAUAUCAAGAAACUCAUGGGUCCUCUGAUGAGUCUAAUUGAUGGCCGGAAUGACAAACCUUACCCUAAUGUUAUUGGUAAGGAAGGGGAGGAGGUGAUGAAACACUUCAACCAAUAUGGCCGUUACCAGAGGAGUCCAGAGACCCAGGCAGUGGUGGACGCAAAGUGUCAAGCUCUGGAAGUGCUGAACUUGUUCUUCAACUUCAUUUUCAAUUUGAGAUUGGAGAAAUUCAUGAAUUUGUUCAAAGACACGCAUACACAAGCAAAUCAGACCUCGGUGCCAGCACCAGAGCUCGGAGCUCUUUUGUACGAGACCUUUGACCUCAGCAAGAACUUAGGGGUAUCAAAACAUGCUUUGAAGAAACUCAAUGAAAUAUUUGAUGAGACUGCUUUCCUGAAAGGUUACGACCUUGUCAACGUCCUGAAGGAUUUAUCCCAUUAUCAGUAUGAUGAGAUGGUGCGUACGUCUAUGCAUCUCCUUAACAGAUUCUACUCCGCCCACAACAACCUCUUUAACAGGGCAGUGCAGGCACAGGUGUGCAUCACCGAUAGCUCCACAACUGUGUACAAGGAACUGGAGAAUAUUCUACCCAAGAUGCGUCGGUACUCUACAGCCAAACUUAGUGAUGAGCAAACGCUUGAGUUGUGUGGUAUCCUGGAUCGCCUUAACAAAAUGUGCCAUCUUGAAAAUGAGCCUGAAGAGCCUCAUGGCAUGAACCAGUCCAUUCUCUACAAUCAUGGAGUACUGGAGGAUGCCUUUACUAUCCUUACUCAGGAGAUAGAUGUUAAACUUCUGGAACAAUACUCAGGACAGAGAAAGAUAUUCCAGAAAACGUUCACUCUCCUGAAGCUGAUGGCCCGUAGUAAUAAACUGGUCCAGGGAAGACUGUUUGAUCGUUUAGACAUGUUGCUGUCCAAAGAAGGGGCGGGGCCAGAAUUGGCAGAGGCUUUGACUGAGGUAUUCACAGGUAACUCUAAUACCUGUAUGAAGAUCAGUGGUAACCAGGUAAUGAAGGUGAUGGGAAUUGUUGCUAAACAUAGAGAGAAUGUGCCACAGUUCCUCGACCUUCUCAAUGCCAUCGUCAAAGUUGAGGAACUUGACCUGCCAUUAAAACGUAACCAGGGCUUUGUCAUGCAGUACUUUAUGCAGUAUAGGUCUGAUGUAGCCUUUGUCAUUGAUCAGGAUGAAAAUGCAAGAUCUGUAUGGGAGAAAACUCUGACAGAAAACAACCAUAAGGACCUGCAGUAUCUUAUUGCCAUGGUGGACAUGCUGGCUACUUGUGCUGAGGGUGAAAACCGUUUUAUUGAAUCUAUAUGUCAGACAAUAUUCAAAAUACAAGAAUUACUCCGUAUUCUGAAUAACAAGAAAGUAACAGACAACCUGAAGCGGCCAUUCUUGCGAUUUUUUAUCUGGGUGUACCUGAACACCGCUGGCGGUAUGAUAGAGAGUGGUGCUGGUGACCUUCCUCAUGACAAGUCAAUGUGGGAGUACUUGAAUGGUUUGAAUGAAACAUUGCGGAAUGUCACAGAAUUCAUCAAAACUGACCCCAACACGGUCAAACUCCUCCUGAAAAGACCACCAGCCAAAGGUGAAGGUGGAAGUGAUAAAGGAAUGAAUAAACAGGAAGUAAUCCGAGGGACCCUUCAUUAUUUGUUUGAUGGAGUGAUGCCAUUCCUACAGAUUUUCUGUAGAAGCUACUAUCAACCUGAUCCAAGCAUGUUCCCUAGCGAACCACAACAGCUAGAUGAUUUAGCCAGGAACUUCAAGGACUUCAUGAGCGUUGUGGCACCUCUCAUCAGCCUGGAAAAGCAGAUGAAAAAUAUAGUGUCCUGUAUGACUACAGUAAUGUCUGCUUCAACUCUACCUGUCAGUGAUAUGGAAGAGUUCCAAGAACAGUAUGGAGGCAAAAUCCAGCAAGACGUCCGCAGUGACGCUCGAAAGAUGUAUGAGGAUUUCUAUGAGACAGAAGAAGAGAUCAAUUUGCAACUCAAUGUCUUUGCUGUCAACAUGAAAGUAGCUUACGGUGGUAUCAAUACUGUCGAUGUUCAGCUCGGCCAUGGGUCUCCGGACGUAGAAUACUCUGAACUUGGUGGCGAUGAAGAACUACCCUUAGGAGCAGAAUUUCAGGAUCACCUUGCCUGCCUAAUUGAUAAACGCAAGAAAGCUCCUGUGGAGAAAUAUGCUAUGGCAGAGAAACUAGUGAAACAGUUAGAGAUAUCCUCGAGUUUGACUCACCUUAAUGAGAAGGAGAAGUUGGAACAGGUAGAUCUGGAUGUGAAAUGCCUGCAGUUGCUCCGUGGCCUCAUACACAAUGAGAUGAUCCGUCUUCCCGAGGAUUGGGAGGGACACUCACAGUCGCAUAGACGACAACUAAAGGUGAUUGAAGAAGUCCAGAAUGCCCUCAACACCUAUGGUGCAGUGACCAGUGUGUUGGAGCACUUGUCUCGCCCACAAGACAACAUUGUCAGGGAGGUCCUCGCCUUCCUUGCUGCUCUCCUCUUCAAUGGCAAUGAUGAAGUCCAGGCGAGUCUGAUUUCUUACUUCACUGGAACUAGAGAAGAAACCUUCUUCUUUUCCAUCAAAGGUCGGAUGAACAUGUCUGCCAUAGCUACCAGAGAAAAACGACUAUUACAGGCGAUGCACACAGCUAAGCUGGAUGAGGCAAUACAGCAGGCUAAAGCACUAAAAAAGGCCAUGCAGACUGGACAUAUGGCUACAGUAGAAAUCAUGAAGGCGAACCAGAUGAACUCCAUGCUGUCCAUGGCCAAGCGAUCAAUGGCCAAUCUACGUCUUGCUUCCAGACAAGGAACGAGACUAGGAGGAUCCCAUCGAUCCAUAAUGGGAGGCUCACGAAGGUUCGGUAGUCGUAGCCUCAAACCUGGACCAAGCUCACGCACCCCGAGUAACAACAUGCUGAUGGCACCAAAUGGUAUAGCUGGCAAACAGGGCUCUAUGAUGAUUGGAAAUAAGAAUAGCAAGGUUGCACCAGCAAUUAAUCCUGAAAUUCAAGUGGAGAACGUAGAAGAUGAAGAAUUAGAAGAACUUAUGCAGCACGCAUAUGAAAUGACUGCUGACCUAGAUUUCCAUGACGAUGGCUAUAUUGAAUUAGUGCUUAGGAUUCUGGGACUGAUGUGUGACAACCAACACACAGGACUUCAGGACUACCUACGGGAACAGCCUGACAACAUCAAGUCUGUUAAUCUGGUGGCUGAGACAACUCGCUUCCUCAAUAUUCUCUACUCAAACAUAAACGACAGAUCCAUGGCUCUCAUUGUCCAGCUGUUUGACACCCUUGUGGAAUUCACUUCCGGCAACCAGCAGAAUCAGGCUGUAGUAUUUGAUAACAAGAUAUGUGAUUACAUCAACCACAUUUUACGUGUGGGUGUCUUCAAGGGCUGCAAGGAAAAAGAUGUGUACAUUUUGAAGAAAUCUAUUGCGACUUUAAUCAAAUCCUUGAGUGAAGAGAACCCACCAGAAAUGAAUGAAGAUAAUCCUAUUGCCACUCUUGCUAAGAAACCAGUAAAUCCAAGGGAUACGACGGAUCCGGAUUUACUAAAAAUGUUGCAAUCACGACCAUCAUGUAUGGAAGUGAUGGAAUACUUGGACACAGAUACACUGGCUAACACGAUGACCGAGUCCUACCUCCAGAUACUGAAAGCUGCACAAGCCCAGAGUAAAGAGAGAAACCAACCUGAUUUUGAAGAAAUUAAGACUCUGGUCACUCAGACAGGGUUUGCCUACUUCCACAUUCUCUGUCGCAAGUUGGAUUUGGAUGAAAAGCUGAAAAUAGAUUCAUUUAUCAAAUCACCUGAACAAGAAGCUGCGUGGAUGUACUUUAGUGAGAACACCCUGUCAAUAGAAAUCCUGAAAGAUGAUGUUUUACAGAAGAUUUACUACAGAGUCAAGGACAAGAAAGUGCUUCGUGAAGAAAUCAAAGAGAAGUUUAAGUAUGAGGUGGACCGUACCUCUCCUAGCAACAAACUGCGUGACUUCAUGGACUGGGCUAGUGACGUGAUUCAGGACAUCAAGUACCAAAGAAAGGUUUACUCCAACAGUUUGGGCAGACUCCUUGUCAACUUGUGGCUACCAAUGAAUUAUGUUGUGCUGCUUCUCAGUGUUAUCAUCUGUACUGUUAUACUGGUAGUUUGGAGGGAUCCAAAGACAUCAACAGGAGAGUCAGAUACACUGACUGCUAUUCCAGAGCUGAGCAUAAAUAAUUACUACGUUUUCCUGUACAUAAUGGGAGGAAUACACAACUUCUUGUGCCUCCUUAUAUACGUCACGUUCCUCAUCUCCAACAGUCCCACAUUUCCACCCUGGAAUAUGUUUCUACGACUGAUAGGAAAGAAUAAGGAUGAUGACAUGGAGUUCAAAUCAUGGCACGAGAAAAAGUUGGAAUCGCAUUUAGAGGUCAAAAUCUACAGCUUCAAAUCCCUGUAUUAUCUGGUUUUCCUGGCACUCUCCAUACUUGGGACAAUAUUCCAUGGGUACUUUUUUGCUUUCCACCUCCUCCAUAUUGCAGAGCUCAACCAGCUGCUGAAGCGGGUGAUACUGGCAGUCACCACCAACGGAAAAUCACUGUUGAUGGUAACACUUCUUGGUUUAGCCAUCCUUUUCAUUUACUCACUGGUGGCAUUUGCUCUCCUUCGAGAAAAGUACUUCCAAGAAAUUAACGGACGACACUGUCGGACAGUGGGCCAGUGUUUCCUCACCAUGAUACAUCAUGGUCUAGUGGAUAGUCCUUACACGACUAUAGAGGCAGAAAUGAACAACAACAGUUACACAGAUGUGUUGAUGUUGACCGUCUUUGAUGUGACGUUCUUCAUCCUCAUUACAACUAUUGGUCUCAACAUCAUAUUCGGUAUCAUUGUGGAUACGUUCUCUCAGCUCAGAGACUCAAAGUGGGAGAUAGACAAAGACAUGUUGAACAACUGUUUCAUCUGCAGCCGUGAGAGCUAUGACUUUGAGAGACAGGGUGGUGGAUUUGAGAAACAUGUGAAGGAGGAACACAACCAAUGGGCUUAUCUGUUCUUCUUCAUACACCUGGACGAGACACGCCCAAAUGACUACUCCGCUCUGGAACUCUAUGUCUUUAAAAUGUUACAGACAGCUAAGUUUGACUUUUUCCCACUGAACCGUGCUCUCAGUCUCCAGAACGAGGAGGACACAAACGAGAGAAAGCUGGAGCAACUGCGCAUCUCCGUCGAAUACAUGGUCAACAAGAUGAAGGAGGAGGAGGCAGCACGAGAGCGAGAGAAGGAAAAACGGAGACAGUUGGCAUGGGAACAGCAACACAGGAAGUAGAUGGCAGUGUAACUUAUGGACAUAACACUGUGAAGAAUGUAUCUAAUUUGUUUUGUAUGCCAAUUAAAGCAUGACCAUCACCAUCUUGUGGACUUUCGACAAUCCUUGAGAAGUGUUUGUGAUAUUUUCUGUAACUGGUUGUGUACAUGUGAUAUUUUCUUAGUAUAAUAAUUCAGUGCUUUCCUCAAUCACUUGAAUUCUCAUUGUAAGACACAUCCGUCUAUAGAUUGUUUCUAGGCCUUCAGAUGAAACUUACAAGGUCACUAAAUUCAAUACUUUCAAAGGAAGACACAUUAUAUUGCUAAUUUGUGCCAAAUGAGUUCACACAUGUAUUUUGUUUCAAUGUUUGAUUACCAUAUGGUGUAAUUUUACUUGAUAAAACGGACCGUGACUUAACAGAACUUCAAUAGUUUUGUUUGUCAGGUAUAUCCAGUGUACUUUAUAAUGAUCCUUGUUAUUUAGAUUUUGUGUUAGAAUGUUGAAAAAUAUCAAUUAGAAAUUGAAAAUAGUUACUGAAAUAGAACCAUAUAGAAUCAGUGCUCCCUUUUUUCUAGAUGCUCAUUAAAGUAUUGUGAAUUUAUAGACCACUGUAAGCUUUGACUGAUUAAACGAUGAUUUCAAAGAUGUUUCUUCCUCUGUAAAGUAUAUUUUAUUUGUGAUAUAUAAUGUAUUUAUUACUACAUAAUUUAUUUAUGAAUUCAUAUUUAAGA
Ylistrum balloti is the source of this 8750-nucleotide messenger RNA. RefSeq names its product inositol 1,4,5-trisphosphate receptor type 3-like. The record is from RefSeq and is a predicted model, not a curated record. Gene Ontology annotation, cellular component: endoplasmic reticulum; membrane. Gene Ontology annotation, molecular function: inositol 1,4,5-trisphosphate-gated calcium channel activity; inositol 1,4,5 trisphosphate binding. Lineage: Eukaryota; Metazoa; Mollusca; Bivalvia; Pectinida; Pectinidae. Gene Ontology annotation, biological process: calcium ion transmembrane transport. The coding region runs from base 1 to 8040 and encodes 2679 amino acids. The transcript is spliced from 75 exons.